UACGUUCACGGAAUUUACGGUGGCUGGUUAGUACGUGAGACUAGUGCAAGCGAAAGCCAAGGAGCAAGGACGUACUGUACAAGGGCAAAGAUGCAACCGGUCGAGUCUCUCCUCCACAGUGGCUAUUUCCACCCAACACUCAGAUACUGGCAGACCUGUGCCUCAGACUUGAGACCUGAGAACCUCAUCUACCCCAUCUUCAUCACUGACAGUCCUGAUGCUGUGGAGCCCAUCACUAGUCUACCUGGCCAGGCCAGAUAUGGAGUGAAUAAACUUGAGGGCAUGCUACGUCCCCUUGUGGAGAAGGGCUUGAAGUGUGUGCUGAUUUUCGGAGUGCCCGCAAAAAUAGCUAAGGAUGAGAGAGGUUCGGGUGCAGACACAGACAAUACUCCGGCUGUGUUGGCUGUGAAGAAGAUAAAGUCUCUUUUCCCUGACCUGCUGAUGGCCUGUGACGUCUGCCUCUGUCCCUACACCUCACAUGGACACUGUGGAAUCCUGCGGGAGGAUGGCACUCUGGACAAUGGUGCCAGUUGCCAACGUUUGGCAGAAGUGGCAUUGGCCUAUGCCCGCGCUGGCUGUCACAUCAUUGCACCCUCUGAUAUGAUGGAUGGGCGAGUGGGAGCUAUCAAACAUUCACUGAUGUCCAAUGACAUGGGCAACAAGGUGUCAGUGCUGAGUUACAGUGCCAAGUUUGCUUCCUGUUACUAUGGUCCCUUCAGAGAUGCAGCACAGUCCAAGCCAGCAUUUGGAGAUAGGCGCUGUUAUCAGCUGCCCUCCGGUGCAAGGGGCCUGGCACUACGAGCUGUGGACAGAGAUGUCAAGGAGGGAGCAGAUAUGCUGAUGGUGAAGCCAGGACUGCCCUAUCUGGACAUAGUGAGGGAGGUCAAAGACAAGCACCCCACUCACCCACUGGCAGUGUAUAACGUGUCAGGGGAGUUUGCCAUGCUGUGGCAUGGGGCCCAGGCUGGAGCUUUUGACCUGCGCACCGCUGUACUGGAGUCUAUGACUGCCUUCCGCAGGGCAGGUGCUGACAUCAUCAUCACCUACUACACACCUCAACUGCUCACCUGGCUGAAAGAGUAACAGACAGAAGGAUGGACAUAAAGAUGGAUCAUGUGACAAACUCCUUUUUACCCAGCUGUGCAAGGCUGACCUACACUGACAAAUGGUGUCUAUUCAAACCAAACUGACAUGUGAGAACAGGCAAUCUAUCUUCAUACAUUAAUUUACAGUUUAUUUUUAUACAUAACAUUGUUACGUCAUAUUGUUUUUUUUCUUUGUGUGCAGCAACCACUAAUUCUCACCAAAGGUGGGAGUCUUGGAGCUAGUAGACACUUUUGUAAAGCGUAUCAAAUUCGCUUUGAAGGGUUUGUCUAAUGUUAGAUGAAAGAAUGGUAAUAUAAAAUAUGUUGAUUGUG
Messenger RNA from Salvelinus sp. IW2-2015, 1418 nucleotides. RefSeq names its product delta-aminolevulinic acid dehydratase. Gene Ontology annotation, biological process: heme biosynthetic process. Bases 91 to 1083 code for a protein of 330 amino acids. Gene Ontology annotation, cellular component: cytosol. The record is from RefSeq and is a predicted model, not a curated record. NCBI's taxonomy places the organism in Eukaryota, Metazoa, Chordata, Actinopteri, Salmoniformes, Salmonidae. Gene Ontology annotation, molecular function: zinc ion binding; porphobilinogen synthase activity. The transcript has 12 exons.